Molecule: messenger RNA, 759 nt
Organism: Lachancea sp. 'fantastica'
Lineage: Eukaryota; Fungi; Ascomycota; Saccharomycetes; Saccharomycetales; Saccharomycetaceae
Source: the annotation of a GenBank genome assembly
AUGAAGAUCGCCAUCAUCAACGCCGACUUUGCCCAAGAGAACCUUGCAAAGUAUGGCGACUUCGCUGAUAUGGCUGUGACGAUGCUGGAACAAACAAGAGAUUUUGGAGAUGAAGCAGAAUAUGUGACUUACAAUGCUCAUAAAGACCAAUUCCCAUCAAUUGACCAACUCAGAAGCUACGACGGCAUUUAUAUCACUGGGUCCAAAUUUGAUGCGUUUGACACCAGCAUUGGCUGGAUCAUUCGACUAAGAGAUAUGCUUUCAACGAUCUUGACGACAGAUGGGUUUCCACCUGUGGCAGGUGUGUGUUUUGGACAUCAAAUCGUGGCCGCAAGUUUGGGAUGCAGGGUAGAUAGGAACGUCAAGGGUUUUGAAGGUGGAAUUGUUUCCGUGCAGCUAACACCAGAGGCGAAGAGACUUGGUCUGCUUCAAAAACCAGGAGAGAAUCCUGUGGAUUCCAUACAGAUGGCAGACGUCCACAAUGACAUAGUCUACGAUAUGCCAACCGGGUAUACUAACAUAGGAUCUUCGUCCAAAUGUUCAAUCCAGGGCCUUUACAAGAAGAGUAAAGUUUUCACCUUGCAGAGCCAUCCAGAGUUUGUCACGGACGUUGUGGUCUCUAUUUUGCAUUCAAAGCGGACUCAAAAGCUGUUAGAAGAGGCACAAGUGAAAAAAAUGGAGCAGGACUCUCUCAUGUCUGUCAAUGACGGCUAUUUUGCAGCUACUUUUAUAUGGAAGCUUUACAAAUUAGAGAUAUAG